ACUUCACUAUCCCUUAACAUCCCUUAUGAGAAUUUUCAUAAAUUAAUCUGCAUCUAAACACUGGUUAACUUCUUUUUAUUAAAAAUAGUGACCAACUUUUAACUCAGAUACUAUCGGAUGAAAUAUGCUUGCAAAUUCAUUCGUAAUACGAUGCAUAUUAGAUGUCUUUGAAUCAUUAAAAAGUGAGACUCUGAUACGUUGCAUUUUUUUUCUCGAAACAAGCAUGUACAUUUAGCCUUACUGGCCAAAUACUCCAACAGAGAGACUUACAUACGGUGUAUUUCCUUCUGACUCGACUAAUAAGUUCCGGCUUACGUUGAAGUUGUACGUUUAAGAAGUUCCGCUUUUGUAACCGGCGAAAGGACCGCCCUCUUUCCUUAAAGUAGAAAUCCGGCACGUCACUCUUCGUGGAAUGUGUUACCAGCAUCCGGUUCUGGUCUGAACUCGUGAGAGUCGCCCAAUGCUGAGCGCCAUUGGUUUAUUGGGUAACGUAAGCAGAAUAAAUUUGCUUUUCCCGGUGUCCACUUUCCAUUGUUUUAAACGGGUUGCUGUAGACACUUGGAGAAACCGGUUUUCACGGCUCUGUCUCCAGUGCGGGAUGAAGACCCUUGUUGUGUUUGAUUUUGAUCACACGUUAGUGGACGAUAACAGUGACACUUGGGUAAUAAAAUGCACGCCCGAGCAAUCUUUGCCGGACUGGCUGACGAAUUCGUACCAGAAGGGACGAUGGACCGAGUAUAUGGGACGAGUGAUGUCUUAUAUAGGAGACCAAGCAGUAAGUCGGGACACUGUUCGCAGUGUCAUGGAAACCGUGCCCUUCACCGACGGGAUGAUUGAACUGCUGACCUUCAUCUCUCAGAACAAGAACCGCGUCGACUGCAUCAUCAUCUCCGACUCCAACACCCUCUUCAUCGAUUGGAUCCUCCGAGCGGCCGGCGUACAGUCGGCGGUCGACUGUGUUUUUACUAAUCCCGCCGCGUUUGAUGAGCGGGGCUACAUGUCAGUCCGGUGCCACCAUUCCCACGAGUGCGGGCAGUGCCCCGUCAACCUCUGCAAGAGGAAAGUGCUGGACGACUUCAUUCAAAGCCAGCGACAGGGUGGCGUUCAGUACCAGAGAGUCUGCUAUGUUGGUGACGGAAGAAACGACCUUUGUCCCGUGAAAAGUCUAAAAGAAGCGGAUUUUGUGAUGCCCCGAAAAGGGUACACGCUGGAAAGGCUGCUGUCAAAGGUCGCCGCCGACGACAAUUGUUGGCUGAGGCCGCGGGUUGUCGUGUGGUCCAGCGGGUCGGAUAUCCUAAAUGAAAUGAACGCAUUUCUGACUUAAUGUACUGUGUAGCCCACAGUACCAUCCGUUAAAAUGGACUGUUUUUCAAACUGUCGAACAUCAGGGAGACAAUUCUCUAUCUAAUUAAAGUUAGGGUCCGAGGAGCUGCCUCGAGGCCUUUUUGUGUACAGAGAAUAUUGUAAACUCAAAAGUCUCUCGGUAAAUUAUAAUUAAUAUUCAUUAAAAUUCUAGUCAUAGGAUGAAAUAUCACCCGUUAAAUAUUUCACCACUAAGUACUGAUUUUCCUGUUGAAUAAGAUGUCAUUUCAGUGUUACUACAGUUCAAAUGAAAUGUUUUAUGCAAGUUUGUAUACAUUGAGAGAGGGAGUGUGUAUAUAUAUAUAUUGUAUGUAUGAUGCAUUGGGUUAGGGCAAGCAUGAGUUUCAGAAUCAAAAGACCUGCCCACCACAAUGUUGUAUUUACUUCAGAAACUAUGAACAACAAGGUUACCUCUUUUUACAUACAUGUACAAGGUUAUGAACGAGUGCACACACUGGAAACGUUGAUAUAACAUCUACCUGAACUUGGGAACGUCAUGAUCAGGUCAGCAUAAAUGGGGAAAAUGGAGGCAUUGAGUUACAGAAAAGAAAGAGAAAGACCCAGCUUUUGGUUCCUUUUCAUACUGUUUAACACUUGCCAGUUACCUACACACAGCAUACUGAAGGCUUCAUGUAUCGGGGGCACUUUCUGCUGGCAGGGAGUUUGGAACACUCACCAGAUUGGCUGACACCAGUACACCAGUAAUACGCUGCACUGAAAUAUAUGCUGUGCACAGUUUGGAAGGUGAUGCGUUUUGCCGCGGUCCUCUUUCAAUUGACCUUAACAGCAGAAGCCACAGCCAUAUUAUAGACAUGUCACUGAAUCUGAUUCAGUUGUGUGUUUUUGUUUGGGAGAGUGUUUAACAAGCUAACAGUGAAACAAUAGAUAUGUGAUUUCCAGAAAUGUGCCCCCCCCCCAGGUAAGGACACCACCCAUCUGCACAGGUAGGCCUAUGAAAUCCGAUAGCUUUCAGAUUUUUCCAGCAGGCAGAUUCUCACUAAAAGCUAGUCGUGUUGUUGUCUCCAGAUCAAAACAAAAGUGCGGAGGGUUGGACAUUGUCCAGAAGGUUGUGAACACACAGAGAAGGAUGGCCAUAAAAUUUACCACCUAGGACUGAAAUUGCCCUCUGAUAACCUUCCAAAUGUGCAAUAAAGUGGCAGAUAUUCUGUGUGACUGAAUGCAGCAGGUUUUGCUGACAUACAACUAUCAGCAUUCUGUAGUAACUUACAAUCUGACCAAAUUUCAUUGCUCUGGUUGUAAUGAUCUUGUCAGUGGCUUUACUCAUGUCACUUAGACUAAGUUUCCAAUUACCUCUCAAAUGACCGUUUUUUAAAUUGUAAGUGCAAACAAGAAAGCGAUGAGAUGAAUGAACUGAAAUGAACCGAGUUCUGCUUAACUGAUAAAAACUGAUGAAAAGUGACAAGAGUGUCCAAAAUGCAAAUGCUGCCCUUGAACUACUGUUAGAAGUAAAGAAUAUGGAGGGCCAUACUCAAUCAGAAAUCAGAAAUAACAUACUUGGACAUGAGCCAUAGCUGUAUUGGCCUUGGGCAGCAAGUUAGAAGAAAACAUCCCCGUGUGUUCUGUGACCACAGCACAGAAGAUGAGAACAUUUUGUGCUUGCUCUCUAACAGCUAGGCUGUUGUGACAUACGUUAGGAAGAUGUGGAGUAUUCCGUUUACCCUGUUUGACAAACAGUGAUGGAACGCUCUUUUAGUGUUUGAUGUCUGAAAGCUAAACCGUGACUUGGAUGAAAAACAGUGAUGUAGCUAGCUAACAUGUACUGUUCUUGGCUCUGCCUCAGGGACACAUCAUAGCACCCCCCUGUGCUUUAAUUUAAAUUGAAUUUAAACAGCACAACUUGUCUUGGGAUUUUUCCUUGCAUAAAGCAUUUUACCAUUUUGUGUUGUCCCAGAGUGUGGUCGAGUAACAUACAUAAACUGGAAGAGCAACUGCAUCCAAUAAACUGCCAACUGUGUAAAAGUUCAGGCUGUAUGCGCAGCAACACUGCUUUGGCCCAGAUGUGGACUUCUGUGCAGUUUUUGCUGCAAUUUUAAAAUGUCUUUACAAACCAGGGAUGUUUAGACAAACCAUGCAAUCAUCACUGCACUCUGUGUGGUGUUCUCGCAUUCUCACUUCUCAGUGAUGUGCUGGAGUUAUGCUGCACAGUAAAAUGUACGUUGCUGAACUCAGGGCAUCCACAUAUUAACAUCAUAUUAUGAAGAAUUGCAUUAUUCUUAUAUUACAGAGUGAUUAUGGCAAUUGUUCUUACCAGUACAGAUGCAUCGGUUGAGAGAAUAUACAGUAUAAAUAACAUUAUCCUGUUAAACUG
Molecule: messenger RNA, 3691 nt
Organism: Megalops cyprinoides (Indo-Pacific tarpon)
Lineage: Eukaryota; Metazoa; Chordata; Actinopteri; Elopiformes; Megalopidae
Gene: phospho2
Product: phosphatase, orphan 2
Exons: 2
Coding region: 461-1324 (287 amino acids)
Molecular function (GO): phosphatase activity
Source: RefSeq, a predicted model, not a curated record